AUGAACCCUGAUGUACAAGGGACCCAUCUAGAAUUAGAUCCAGCAAAAGCGGUAGCCCAAGGGAAGGACUUCUUUAGGCAGUUCUCUCUGGUGAUUGCUUGCCAGAUGACCCAGACCUCGGCGAUUCAAUUGGGCAAGAUAUGUGAGGAGCUGGUCAUUCCUUUGGUCUUGGUGACCUCUCUUGGAUUUGUAGGCAAGCUGCGCAUUUACGCAUCGCAGCACUGCGUGUGUGAGACAAAGCCAGAUUCAGAGUUUGGUGACCUGCGCCUCAAUGACCCCUUUCCCGAGCUGAGGAGGUUUGCAGAUUCAAUUGACUUUGCCAGCCUCGAUGAUGCAGCGCAUGCGCAUGUGCCAUAUGUGGUGAUUCUCAUACGAGCCUUGGACUCCUGGAGGAGUCGAGCAGAAGGAAGGACACUACCAAAGAAUUCAGCAGAAAAAGAUGAGUUCAAAGACAUUGUGAGUAAAAUGCGGCGCAGUCCCCAAGAGCUCAACUUUGACGAGGCGCUUCAGAAUGCCUACAAGGCCUGGAUGCCUUACGUCAUUCCCGACUCUGUCCAGCAGGUCUUGUCAUUGGUUUCAACCAGCGGCAAGAGCGACUUUUGGAUACUUGCCCGAGCAGUCUCCCAAUUUGUCAGAGACUGUGGGAAGCUUCCACUUGCCGGCAGCCUGCCUGACAUGACAGCCAGCACCGACAUGUACAUCAAACUCCAGGAUCUGUUCCAAUCUCCGUUGAACUCACUUUGUGCAGUAUGUGCAACAUGUGGUGCCAUGCAUGAGUUUUCUGAUCCCAAAGCUGCUAUUCGUCAAAUUGGCACACCAAGAGAUACAUCAUGA
Molecule: messenger RNA, 834 nt
Organism: Cladocopium goreaui
Lineage: Eukaryota; Dinophyceae; Suessiales; Symbiodiniaceae
Source: the annotation of a GenBank genome assembly